AGUUCACAUUGUAAACUGGUAGAAAAGUGUUAGCCUUUAGCACAACGAGAGGUUGAACACAAACACUUUGAAGAUGGCUAGACUUCUACAAACCAGAGUGUUAUUGAAAAAAUCGCUGAACUUGAUAAUCCCCUGUCUCGGGUCGCAAUCAAGGUCGAUACACAAUGAUUCUCUUUUGCCUGAGACUCAUAGAAUGCUGAAGAACUCUCUUACAGAUCUUGUUGACAAUGAAAUUGCACCUUUUGCAAAAAGGACCGAUUCGGAGCAUAGAUACCCUAUAGAAUCGGUAAAGAAGAUGGGUGAAUUUGGAAUUUUUGGCCUCCUUGUCCCCGAAAAAUAUGGUGGUGGAGGUUUAGACACACUUGCUUAUGCUAUAGCUAUGGAGGAAAUAUCUAGAGGAUGUGCAACAUGUGGAGUUAUCGUUUCCGCUCAUAUAUCCCUCUAUCUAUCUCCAAUCUUAGAGUUUGGAACAGAAAAGCAAAUUGAGCGCUAUGUUACGCCCUAUUUAACAGGUGAUCUUAUAGGAUCUUUUUGUCUUAGCGAACCUGAAAACGGUAGCGAUGCUGGAGCCGCUUCCACUACAUCAAAUCUAGAGGGCGAUAACUGGAUUAUUAAUGGCUCGAAAAUGUGGGUAACAAAUGGUAGUUUAAAUGGGGCGUCUGUUGUAAUGGCUACAAGUGAUAAAGCUAAAAAACAUAAAGGUAUUAGUUCAUUCAUUGUUCCGAAACCCUCUAAAGGCGUAACAGUUGGAAAGCCUGAGGAUAAGCUAGGUAUAAGAGGCUCCCCAACUGUCCAGUUAACUUUUGAAAAUGUAGCCAUUCCUAGCGAAAAUUUACUGGGGCAGACAGGAGACGGAUUUAAAAUCGCUAUGAAGACUCUUGACUGUGGUAGGAUAGGUAUUGCUGGUCAAGCUAUUGGAAUUGCUCAAGCAUCGAUUGAUUGUGCAGCAAAAUAUGCAAUGGAGCGAAAAGCUUUCGGUAUUCCUAUUGCACAACUUCAAGCUAUACAAAUUAAACUUGCCGACAUGGAAUGUCGCACUCAAUCAGCAAGACUUUUAGCAUGGCACGCAUCCACUUUAAAAGAUAAAGGUGAAAAUUUUACAAAAGAAGCUGCUAUGGCUAAAUUAUGUGCUUCGGAGGCUGCAACUUUCUGUUCACAUCAGGCCAUCCAAAUUCUUGGUGGAAUGGGCUUUGUAACUGAUAUGCCAGCUGAACGUCAUUAUCGAGACGCAAGAAUAACUGAAAUUUAUGAAGGAACAUCUGAGGUUCAGAGAUUAGUGAUUGCGUCAAAUUUAUUGAAAGAAUAUAGUUUUUUGUAG
Molecule: messenger RNA, 1318 nt
Organism: Dimorphilus gyrociliatus
Lineage: Eukaryota; Metazoa; Annelida; Polychaeta; Dinophilidae
Source: the annotation of a GenBank genome assembly